Molecule: messenger RNA, 562 nt
Organism: Bactrocera tryoni
Lineage: Eukaryota; Metazoa; Arthropoda; Insecta; Diptera; Tephritidae
Product: putative nuclease HARBI1
Exons: 3
Coding region: 176-562 (128 amino acids)
Source: RefSeq, a predicted model, not a curated record
UAAAAUUCAAAUGACUUAGGAGGAGCAAAACGCUUCAAAAGUUUCAUUUUAUUCAAAAAGUGCUUUCCCGGGAGUAGUUGGUUGCAUCGACGAGACUCAUGUUCGCAUAACUUCACCAAGAAAAGAAGUGUAACAACUUUAUCUUAACAGAAAGGGCUACUACAGUUUAAACGUGAUGAUUCUUUGUGAUUAUAAAAUGUCUAUUCGGUAUGUGGAUGCUAGGCAUGCAGGCGCAAAUCAUGACUCUUUUGUUUUCAAUGUUAGCGAUUUGAAUGUGCAUUUACAGAACAACAUACAGAAUAACAUUUGGAUCUUGGGCGACGCUGGCUAUCCUCUGCACAAAUUUUUAAUGACGCCUUAUCGCUUGGCGGAAGCUUCUUCACCCCAAGCACGCUACAAUACAGUACACUCAAAGGCUCGGAAUAUUGUAGAGCGGACAAUUGGUGUACUCAAGAGUAGAUUUCGAUGUCUUUUAUCUGUACGAGGCUUACAUUACACUCCCGAAAAGGCUACGCAAAUUGUGAAUGCUUGUAUUCGCAAUAAUAUUAUGACUUUCCUCUAA